CGCAGCCCGUGGGGCGCCGGCCUUUUCGGAGCCUGGGGCGGGCCGCGAUGCGAGCGGCGGCGCGGUGAAGCGGGGCCGCGGCGGGGGAAGGAGAGGGCAGCCCCCCGGGCGGCGGGCCUGCGCUAGCCGUGCCCCGGCGGCAGCGGAGAGAAGCCGGGCUGCGCGGCGCCCCGCUGCCGCCUCCUCCCGCCCGCCCUGCGCUCACCCCCUCCCCCCCGGAGCCGCUCCCUCGCCGCCUCCCUUUCCCCGGCUCCAUCCCUUCCCUCGGCUCCAUCCCCUCCCCGCUGGAUGAGGCGGCCCCCUGCCCGCUGCUGACCCCUGCGGACCCCGGCUGUAGGAUGAGCCCGAAGGACUCGGAAGGGGCGAGGCCGCUCCGCUCCCUGAGGAGGAUCUAGUGGGGGGGCACCGACGCGACGCCGCCCCCCGCCAGGCACCUCGUCCUUCAUGGUGGCUCCCUGCGACCACCAUCUCGGAGCAGACGCGCAGCCCGGGGCCCGUGUGUGUGUCUGUGCGCGCCGCCGCCGCGGCCGCCCGAGUGAGGGAAAAUGUCCACUCGGACUCCAUUGCCCACGGUGAACGAGCGCGACACGGAGAAUGAUGUCGGCUCAUCAUUGGGGGAAGGCUUUUGCGAAAAGCACACGUCCCAUGGAGACGGACGGCAGGAAGUUUCCUCUCGAACUGGGCGCUCUGGAGCUCGCUGCAGGAACUCCAUAGCCUCCUGUGCUGAUGAGCAGCCGCAUAUUGGAAAUUACAGACUCCUUAAAACUAUUGGAAAGGGGAAUUUUGCAAAAGUGAAACUGGCAAGGCACAUCCUAACUGGCAGAGAGGUUGCCAUAAAAAUAAUUGACAAAACACAGCUGAACCCAACUAGUCUACAAAAGCUCUUUAGAGAAGUAAGAAUAAUGAAGAUCUUAAAUCAUCCAAAUAUAGUGAAGCUAUUUGAAGUCAUUGAAACUGAAAAAACUCUCUAUUUAAUAAUGGAAUAUGCAAGUGGGGGGGAGGUGUUUGACUAUCUGGUUGCACAUGGAAGAAUGAAGGAAAAGGAGGCUAGAGCUAAAUUUAGACAGAUAGUAUCUGCAGUGCAGUAUUGCCAUCAAAAGCAUAUUGUUCAUAGAGAUCUCAAGGCUGAAAAUCUAUUGCUAGAUGCAGAUAUGAACAUUAAAAUAGCUGACUUUGGUUUUAGCAAUGAGUUUACAGUUGGAAAUAAACUGGACACCUUUUGUGGCAGCCCACCAUAUGCUGCUCCAGAGCUCUUUCAAGGGAAGAAAUAUGAUGGACCUGAAGUAGAUGUUUGGAGUUUAGGUGUUAUUCUUUAUACUCUUGUGAGUGGAUCUCUUCCCUUCGAUGGACAGAACUUAAAGGAACUUAGAGAAAGAGUGCUAAGGGGAAAAUACAGGAUUCCCUUCUACAUGUCCACAGACUGUGAAAACCUCCUCAAACGUUUCCUGGUGCUAAACCCAACAAAAAGAGGCACUCUAGAGCAAAUUAUGAAGGACAGGUGGAUAAAUGCAGGGCAUGAGGAGGAUGAACUUAAACCUUUUGUUGAACCAGAACUAGACAUCUCGGACCAGAAAAGAAUAGAUAUUAUGGUAGGAAUGGGAUAUUCUCAAGAAGAAAUUCAAGAAUCCCUUAGUAAAAUGAAGUAUGAUGAAAUCACAGCUACAUACUUACUCCUAGGAAGGAAGUCAUCAGAGUUGGAUGCAAGUGAUUCAAGCUCCAGCAGCAAUCUUUCACUUGCCAAAGUUAGGCCAAGUAGUGAUCUUAACAAUAGCACUGGACAAUCUCCUCAUCACAAAGUUCAGAGAAGCAUAUCUUCUAGCCAGAAGCAGCGGCGGUACAGUGAUCACGCUGGACCAUCCAUCCCCUCAGUAGUGGCAUAUCCUAAAAGAAGCCAGACUAGUACUACAGACAGUGACCUCAAAGAGGAAGGAAUUCAGUCAAGAAAAUCCAGCAGUAGUGCUGUUGCAGGAAGAGGAAUUGCACCAGCUAGCCCAAUGCUUGGAAAUGCCAGCAAUCCCAAUAAGGCUGAUAUUCCUGAACGUAAGAAAAGUUCAGCUGUCCCUAGUAAUAAUACUACCCCUGGAGCAAUGACGCGGCGCAACACAUAUGUUUGUAGUGAAAGAACCACUGCUGAUAGGCAUUCAGUGAUACAAAAUGGCAAGGAGAACAGCCUGACAGAAAUGUUCGCUUACGCAGCUAGCCCUGCUUCAGUUUGUACCACAUCCUUCUCCAGUGUUCGGCUGCGACAUCAGAAGUCGAUGUCCAUGUCAGCCUCUGUGCACACGAAGAUGAUGUUGCCUCCAAUAGACAAUGGCGCAGAUAACUUCAGGCCUAUCACUAUUCCCGAUCAGAGAACUCCCGUUGCUUCAACCCACAGCAUUAGCAGUGCGACCACCCCUGACCGUAUUCGUUUCCCCAGAGGAACGGCCAGCCGGAGCACGUUCCACGGGCAGCUGCGCGAGCGCCGCACCGCCACCUACAACGGCCCGCCCGCCUCGCCCAGCCUGUCCCACGAGGCCACGCCGCUCUCGCAGACCCGCGCCCGCGGCUCCACCAACCUCUUCAGCAAACUAACUUCUAAACUGACGAGAAGAAACAUGUCAUUCAGGUUUAUCAAAAGGCUCCCGACUGAAUAUGAGAGGAACGGGAGAUUUGAGGGCUCAAGCCGCAAUGUAGCUGUGGAUCAGAAGGACGAGAACAAGGAAGCCAAGCCUCGGUCGCUGCGUUUUACCUGGAGCAUGAAAACCACCAGCUCCAUGGAUCCCAAUGACAUGAUGAGGGAAAUACGAAAGGUCCUGGAUGCCAAUAACUGUGACUAUGAACAAAGAGAGCGUUUCUUGCUUUUCUGUGUCCAUGGAGAUGGGCACGCGGAAAACCUUGUACAGUGGGAGAUGGAGGUGUGUAAACUGCCAAGACUGUCCCUGAACGGAGUUCGCUUUAAGCGGAUAUCGGGAACAUCCAUAGCUUUCAAAAACAUUGCUUCCAAAAUUGCCAAUGAGUUAAAGCUGUAACAAGAAAAAAUAGUUAAGUUGUAAAUUAGUUAGCAAUUUAAAGUGUUUUUGAGAAUUCCGAUGGAAAUGUAUAGAAUAACAUUUAGGCAAUAACUUCUGCAUCCUUCUGAAUAGUGAUAUUAAAAAAAAAAAGCUGCUGAGCUGGGAGGGAGAGUUGGACUUUUUUAUAAGUGCACUACAGCAUUAAAGUUGCCUACUAUGUAAAAUAUUACCCCUUCUGCUUUAUUUCCAUUGCUCCUAAGUCUUUGACAACAAAUUGAAACACAGAAUAUAUUCAUUUAAAUAUGCCUCCUGUUUGUGUGGAUGUGUGAAUGUACAGUAUGUGUGUAUAAUAUAUAAAGUAUUAUAUGUAAACAAUUCAUUUACAACAUCAAGCUGUACCAGUACCUCUUUUUGGGCUGAUUUUGGUGCUAAAAAUUGAAAUGGCCAAGGAGGAAACACUUGAGUUAAUAUUUAAAAUUACUGAAGCGAUAACCAGUAAACGCAGGUUUACAGUUCACUGCUGUGUUAAGAAAAAAAUGUGUGAAGGGUUUGGAUUUAUGGUUGUGAACAUUAUUAGUUCUGUUUUCUAAGUAGAUCUCAUGAGAUGAUUAAAAAUUCACUUCUACUGAGUAAGUCUUGCAUUAUAUUUUGCCCACCUAUUUAUUAUUUAAGUCUGAAUCAAAGUUUAAUAAUGUAGUUAAUUUGUGCAUUAAUAUUUGGGUAAACGCUUCCAUUCUUCUGCUUCUGCUAAACUACUAAAACUGUAUCUUUGUCCUUUUGGCUUAUGAGUAUUGAUUGCAGCUAAGAACAUUUCUCUGUUGUUCCUCUCGGGAAUGAGGCAGUGUAAAAGGAGGUGCUGAUUGCUGAGUAGUGGUUUUCUUUCAGAGCAGGUUUGCCACGUUAGACUAGGUCAGGCUGAUACAAAGCACAAAGGGACUCUCAAACCAUGGCCAUUCUCGGCCAGGUCCGAGUCCUGCCUCCGUGCGUUCGAGGCCUUGCUGCACAUGGGGCCGUGCUGUCCCUCGCCUUCCGGGCACCCUCAGCAUUGAAACCCAAAGGUGGGAAUCAGACUGGCUACUGAUCUCUGGCCAAACAUCCAGCUUGCUGAACUACAGCCAUAGGCAGGAGCAGUUGGAGCUUUUCCUUGCAGCUCUCUUCAGUGUGCUUCCCUUGGCUCCGGCUGUGCUGCUUUGGAUGGCUCUGUGCCAGCGCGUGUCUGGCCGUGCUGCCGAGGGAGUCCCCUGUCCCCUGUCCCUGUGCAGUGUGCAACCUGCCCCGAUGAACUCUGGUGGCCAACUAGCUUUCGGUAGGACGUGAAGCUGCUCUGGGAUAGCCCCCACUUUUUAACCAUCACAGCGGUGAAACAGAUUUGAUUUUGGAAACUACAACAAGGAGGUUUCUUCACGCGUUGUUUCCUACUGAUACUCGGUUUAUUUCAUCGAGGACUUGUGUAGAUAAUAUCCUGCAUUAUCUACUUGACUUUUUGUAUUAAUGUUUUGUGGUUAUAUUUCAGUGAAGCACUUACGCAUGUACUUAACAUGUGCUUUAAACUGGAGCCUAAAUUUGCAUUUUAAAUUUGCAGUGAGCUAAUAGUUACUCAUAGUACACAGUUCAGAUUUGACCCGAGGUGAAAAUGCAAAGUCCUUAAUAUUUUGCAAGUUAGCUCUUGUGAUCUGUAGUCUGUGAAGGCAGCAGACUUCCCCUCUCUUUCCCCCUAAGCAUUGAUAUUGAUUAUGCUAGUUUAAAGGGUAAUCAUAGUUGUUAAAUGUAGUAAAUAUUCCUGAAUUUGCAUUUUAUUCUCUGUAUAUUCUGUAUCAUGCCAUGGCUUGAGAACUCUGGGUGCUACCAGAGUUCAGUUGGCUUUCAGUGCUCUGCCCAUGCCUGUGCUGCUCAGUAUGGGUUUUUUUCCAUGAAAACUCCAUUUUGUAAUAGCAAUAAGACAUUUCAGGGCAGUCGUUGUACUUUCUCAGGUGAAUGGUCACCUAUCCUUUCACUCCCUACGUUUUAAGCACUCCUCCAAAUGUAUUUUUUUCACCUGGCAGUGCACUUUGUUGUCUGAACUGAAAAGGUGUUCUGAUAAAUUAUGUAAAUCUGUAUUCGAUGGAAGUUCCAAAAGGUUUCAUAUUAAAUGUUUUCUGAAAUACUCUCUUCCUACUUCACCUGUUAAGUAUGUAAGUGUUUCUAAAAAGUGCACCAGUAUCAUACUUUGGAUAUUUAAAGUUUGUACUUUGGUAUUUUUCUUAAAGUGUUCUCAAAAGGUUCUUUCAGUAAAUCUUUAUUUGAGGUAUUAAAAAAUUCACUUAUUAUAAUCAGAAAAUUAUUUUUAACAGCUUCCUUCCCAAAUGCCUUGUAAAAUUACCAAGUUGUGAGAAUAUUUAGCACCCUGUAGGAUUGGUGUUCAAGCCUCUGGGAACUGCCUGGGAAGGAAAGUUCUUUCUUCAGCUCUCCAAACCAAAGAUGAACUGCUUUCACAACACAGGCUUUUUACCUGUUCUUAUUUCUUGGGAAUCUCUGUAGGUUUGCAGGCACCACUGCUGAGGGGACUCUGCAGAACCUCACCUGGUUUUUCUCACCUAAGGGGCAAGUUUUAAAAAUAAUCAGAGGUCAGUGUGUGGUGAGGAGGCAGCAGCAGAUCUCGGUGUUUUGAGACACAUGAAGAGCAACCGAGAAGCGUUUUUAUUUCAUGGCAUGACUGUGUCCUGGAACAUGUGGUCCAAGUGCUGUGUUAGGGGUUGAUUGUAAUGGGCUCAUGGCUGAAGGUUUGCAUCACUGAAACCUGUGUCAGCCAGCACCGAUAACAUCUUUGGAUUGCUGGAUCUGGCAGAGAAAAAUGUAUUAAGAGUUUGGGUGGCAGGGUUUCACUUUAUUAAUAAAAGCAUUUAAAGAUGCAUACAUAAAACAAUGAACACUGAGCAGGAACAAAUUCAGAUACACUUUUUCUUAUGCAAACCUUCCCUGUACUUAGGAUUUCUGAAACACUUCAGUUUAUUUGACCUCUUUACAAGACCUGAGGUCCUUGACCGUAUUGAGAAGAAGGAGAGAGAGGUAGGCUGGAGGAACAGCUAGUACUGCUGGGCUAAGUGUUUUGCACACUGCUUCUGUUCAAGUUACGGCAUCUGGUCCAAUCUUUGUGGAUUUGAAGAUUUCUAGUACAGAUUUGGGCAAGGUUUAGCUUUUUGUCUUGCAUUACACUGAGGCUUCAAGAUCAAAUAUAGCAAUAUAUAUCCUAUUUUUUUAAAUUACAGAAUUCAGGAUAAAUUAGAUUAUUUCCAAAAAUAUGGAAUUAAUAUCUACAUGUUUAUGUUGCAGAAAUGAAGUGCAGGGUUCAGUAGUCCUCCCAGUCAUAUGGAAAGACUGUGGCAUAUCUGGAAUUUAAAUAAGAGCUCAAUUCAGUUAAAACCUCAGCUAAACAUGGACCCGUUGGGUUAUUGUGUAGAUGCUUUUAAUCAGUAUUUCCCACAGCUGCUGUGUCACAGACCAUGUUGUGGAUUGCAAUUUAAUUAGGCCUGCAGCCAGCCCAGAGAGCUGCUCUCCCUGUGCAGCCCUGGAGCAGCAGUGUGUGCCCGGCCCCCUGGGCUGGAACCUGCUGGCUCACAGUGGUCACUGUCCCCAGGGGCUCAGGUGCCUCCUGGGGGUGGGCAGAGGCCCCUUGAGCCAGUGUCACUCUCUGUAUUUCAGGGGGGGACUGGUUGGGUGUUUCUUGCUGUGCUAUCCAAGACCACAUCUUUUCUUUAGUAACCUAAAGAGUUAAAUAUUUAGAGAAUUUCAGUAGUUGAUGGUAUUUCUGCCAUCUGGGGUGGGGGUGGGGGGGUCAUACUAAUGUAACAUUUUGGUUUCUGAUUUACACUGCAGAUGUUUAGGAAUAAAUACAGUUUUGGAAAGCUGGUACCACUGUGGAUUAACAUUUAAUUUUAAAUAUGUAGGCUUGUAACUGUCCAUGCUAUCUCACUUCUGUAAGUUUUCAUAGAAAAGCCCUGGAGAUUUCCAGUAAAGACAGCCUCAUGCUAUUACAGGGCACUGGUGCUGCCAAUUAAACCCCUGAUUUGACAUUCUGAUGAAGUGGAGUUUUGAAAAUUCCACCUUUGACUGGAGUUUUUCCCCUCCAGUAGCCGUGAAUUAUUUCAUUGAUUUCACCACUGACAAUUAUUCUAUCACUUCAGAGAAUAAACUGUUAUCCAGCAGGAAGGGACAUGAGCUUUGGAUAAAACUCCAAACCUAGACAAAUGAGUAAUUUGUUGGAAGUUCAACUUUUUCAUACCCAAGACCAAUCAGAGUCCUGCACUGCAACAGCAGUAAAUGCUUAAAGAAAACCAAGAACAAGGGGAUGCAGGAAUUGCUGCCUCUGUGCAUACUCCUUACUUUUGACAAACUUAAGAGCAGAAAAAGGCAAACGGUAAAUUUGGAUAACUUGAUGGUUUUCGUGUUCCUGUUUCUGCCAGUGUCUUUUUAGUGCACUACCAGGUACUGCCUACAAGCAAAAGGGCUGGAUAAAAUGAGCAAAACCAUGGAGGAACAGUCUCUUGACCACUCAGUGCUUCUGAAGUUGAAGUAGUUUGGUAUUUGAAAUAAAAGAAUUUGAAAGACCCUUAACUGCUCUCUUUUAGCCUUCUAAGAAUGCUUUAACCUUUGGUACAAGGCUCUUGUUCCAGCAAUAACAGAAAACAGAAGGGUGUCAAUACCAACACUAUGAAUCCUGCAAGUAUCUCUGCACAGAAGCCACACUCAGGGCAUUAAUUGUCAGCUGUUGGGAGUUUACCUUCACCUACGAGUGCCAUUAACACCUUGUGGUGGUUGUGACUUAGCAGGUAAGAUGUUUAUUGCAGGGAAAACAAAUGCUUUUUCUUGGUUUUUGCUUAUGUGUGUUGAGCUCUUGGAACAGCGUCAGACUCGAUGUAAAAUCCCUGAGAAGUGGCCAUGGUUAUGGUUGCUGUGGGAACCACAGCAUGGAGUUUCAAGGCACAGAUAUGUUGCAGUUCUCAUUCCAUUUAUACACUUAUGUUAUCAUUUAACAUCCUUAAAAAAUUCAGAGCAUAAAACCAAAAUAUUUGUACAGUUCAUGUUUCCUUGUAGUUGCUGAUCACAUUGAAUGUAUUAGGUGAAUAAAAUCAGAUAACAAAAUA
Vidua macroura (Pin-tailed whydah) is the source of this 8113-nucleotide messenger RNA. It is a transcript of the gene MARK3, whose product is annotated as microtubule affinity regulating kinase 3. Gene Ontology annotation, molecular function: protein serine/threonine kinase activity; ATP binding. Gene Ontology annotation, biological process: intracellular signal transduction; protein phosphorylation. Gene Ontology annotation, cellular component: plasma membrane; cytoplasm. The transcript is spliced from 20 exons. The record is from RefSeq and is a predicted model, not a curated record. The coding region runs from base 546 to 3011 and encodes 821 amino acids. NCBI's taxonomy places the organism in Eukaryota, Metazoa, Chordata, Aves, Passeriformes, Viduidae.